CACCCCGUUUUUUUUCUUGUUCCCAACAGGAAACACAGACUGACAAGAACUCAAAGUGCCUUUUCCCCGGUUGUGUUCAGCCCCCUCUUCACAGGUGAAACGGUGUCACUGGUGGACGUGGACAUCUCCCAGCGAGGACUGACCUCCCCUCACCCCCCGACUCCUCCCCCUCCGCCCCGGAGGAGCCUCAGCCUGCUCGAUGAUAUCAGUGGGACGCUGCCUCCAUCUGUCCUAGUGGGUCCAAUGGGCUCUUCCCUGCAGUCUUUCCCUCUGCCUCCGCCUCCUCCGCCCCACGCCCCAGACGCCUUUCCCAGGAUGGUCCCGGUGCGGCCUCCGGAGGGGGGGGUGGCCCAGCCCAUCCCACACCUGCAGUGUCCCCUCUCCAGACCCGAUUCCAGCAGCUUCGCCGCCAGCCUGAGGGAGCUGGAGAAGUGUGGGUGGUACUGGGGCCCCAUGAACUGGGAGGACGCCGAGAUGAAGCUGAAGGGGAAACCCGACGGGUCCUUCCUGGUGCGGGACAGCUCCGACCCCCGCUACAUCCUGAGCCUGAGCUUCAGGUCCCAGGGCAUCACCCACCACACCAGGAUGGAGCACUACAGAGGGACCUUCAGCCUGUGGUGCCACCCCAAGUUCGAGGACCGCUGCCAGUCGGUGGUGGAGUUCAUCAAGAGGGCCAUCAUGCACUCCAAAAACGGGAAGUUCCUCUACUUCCUGCGCUCCAGGGUCCCAGGUCUCCCUCCAACGCCCGUCCAGCUCCUGUAUCCCGUCUCCAGGUUCAGCAACGUCAAAUCCCUUCAGCACCUUUGCCGCUUUCGGAUCCGGCAGCUGGUCCGGAUCGACCACAUUCCCGAGCUCCCGCUGCCCAAGCCCCUGAUCUCCUACAUCCGCAAGUUCUACUACUACGACCCGCAGGAGGAGGUUUACCUGUCCCUGAAGGAGGCCCAGCUCAUCUCCAGACAGACCCAGGAGCCGGAAUCCUCCACGUAGCAGAGCCGCCUCGCCCGUGCUCCCGGCACUGAUGGAAUUUGGUUGUUGCCAUCCCGCAGCCCGAGCCAGGCCGUGGUGGGAAGGAGCCCCCCACACUCCUCCCCCGCUGCUGGGGGGGGGGCCACUCCUGCUCUCCAGCCCUUUUGUACAGAGAAGAGGGGGGGCCAAGAUUCCCAAGAAGCCCAGCAGAGCAGGAAUCCAGAGCCUUGGCUCCUGGGAAAAGGCGUCUCGGGAGGCGGCCGAGCCUCCCGGCGGAACAAGGAAUGUCACGGCAUUUUACAAAGUUUUACAAAGUUCUGGGGAAAGUUUUAUUUUUGAUGUAUUCCAGUUUUUUGUUUUCAGCAUGAGAAGAGGUGACUGCGUGGUGACGACCCUGCCUUGGAAAACUUGGAAGUGGGGAAAGAGAUGGAGGGAGGAGGAGGAGGGGACACUCUCUGGGAAGAUCCAUCUGCUCCAAGGCAUCGUGGCGGGACUGUCCUUUGAUCCCCACGGAGAGGGGAGGGUGCAGCUGGAGAGCUGCUGGAGGCAAACUGAGCCAGAAGGAUCUGGGAAUAACCUCUGGGAAUAACCUUGGAGCUCAGCAGCUUCCCAGGAUCCGGGAGGAGGGAGCCAAACCCAGCCUUGGGAAGCUGAGCUGGAUUUGCAGGAUGGACCCGAGGAAGGAGGAGCGUGUGAGCCGUUGGGAUGUCGUGGAUCCCGAGGGAAUGGUUGGUGCUGCUCCUCCGAGGAAGCGCCAUUCCCUGAGAAAACACUGGAAGAUCCCCCCCCCCGGACCCCCCGGGAAGUGGAAGGAAGGUGGAGAAGCUGGAACUGUUGGAGCUGGAAGGACCAAAGGUACUUCCUGCAGAGCCACGGGAUGUGCACUUCCAGCCCCUCUCUGGCUGAUUCCAGGAGCUGGGAAUGAAGUGGCUUCCUUUGGAGCUGUGAAGGAUCCUGAGGAGGAGCUGCUGGGGGGGACUGGGAGCGAGGAGCAGCUCCCUGAGGAUUCUCUGGAAUAGCAUCUGAUCCCUUCCCUCCCUGGGACAUCCAUGGAUCCACAGCAAAGCUGGGAGAGAUGAUGGCUCUUGCCAUGGUUUUGGGCACAAAUAACACCCCCCCCCUUCAAAUCCUGGUCUGCUGCUUCAUCCCCUGCAGCCCCUGAGCAGGAACUUCCUGGAUGGUGGAGUUUUGAGGGAUGCUGGGAAUUCUGGAGAAGCCUCUUCAUCCCUGUAUUUAAAGGAGCGAGUCCCUGCGCUCUGAAUCCAAGGAAUUGCUCUGUCCUGCCGGGCCUGUGGAUGGGGGUGGGUGCCCUGUGAGUGCCCUGUGAGCUGUCAGGACCUUGGGCUCUCCCUGCAGGAGGAUCCCUGUCCUUGAAUUCCACGGGACCGGGUUGGAUUUUAAGGCAGUGACCUGGAAAAAUCCCACUGCUCCAGGAAGGUGCUACAGAUCCUGCCCUGCCCGGCCCCUCCUGGAUCCUGGGAGGGCUCACGUGCUCUGGAAAGAAAGGAUUUGGCUUCCAGGUGAAACUGAGCUUCCAAAUCCACAGAAAUACCUCAUGGGACGCUGCUCCAUCCCGGCUGUGGGAGGGGAAGAGCUUCCCAAGAGCCAGGCUUGGGAAUGGA
Messenger RNA from Neopelma chrysocephalum (saffron-crested tyrant-manakin), 2588 nucleotides. RefSeq names its product suppressor of cytokine signaling 7 (gene SOCS7). The record is from RefSeq and is a predicted model, not a curated record. Gene Ontology annotation, cellular component: phosphatidylinositol 3-kinase complex. The annotation marks the transcript as partial. Gene Ontology annotation, molecular function: 1-phosphatidylinositol-3-kinase regulator activity. Gene Ontology annotation, biological process: intracellular signal transduction; phosphatidylinositol phosphate biosynthetic process. The transcript has 9 exons. NCBI's taxonomy places the organism in Eukaryota, Metazoa, Chordata, Aves, Passeriformes, Pipridae.